ACCAAAUCGACAACCCAAACUUAGAUCCAGCGACAGUUUCGACGAGCGAGGGAGCUAGCGUUUCGACGAGAGAUCCAUCGAUCCACACAUCUCAUAUAGGUACGUACGUAGUCCUCUCGCCUUCAAUUCGCGUCGUCAUGAGGAUCAUGGCGGCGGCAGCGCUACUGCUGCUGCUGGUGUCGCUGGCGCCUGGCGGCGGCGGCGGCGGCGCCCACGAGCAACACAUCGGAAAGGUGGGAGAGGACGAGGAGCGAGGAGAAGGAGCGGAUCUUCAUGGAGUGGAAGGCCAGGCACGGGCACGGCACAACCAACAGCUCCCUGACCGAGGUGGAGGAGGAGCACCUGCACGCCAUGUUUAUGAAGGACUUCUGCGACAUCGACCAGCUGGAGCACCGGUACACCAUAUUUAAGGAGGCCCUCCGCGACAUCGACCAGCACAACGCUGGCUACGCCAUCGGGGUCUACAAUAACAACCGAUGCAUCGACCAGUUCAGCCAUCUCAUCCAAGAGGAGUACGAACUACGAAGCCGUCUGCUGCGGGUACUGGGAGGUGAUGCCGUCCGAGGCCGAAUUACAGAGGGUGGGCGAGAUCCAGGAGCGCUUGUGGCAGGCAUUUACUCAUCGGUUAAUUUAAUUCUUGGUUGACAGGAAAUUUACUGGAUUGCUUUUUUAUGGCUCAUCAAGCAUCUCCAAUGUUUUCUAUACCAGCAAAAAGUAGAGGAUCUUUUUUAACAUCAAAGUAGAUGGUUUUCUCAUAGAU
Triticum aestivum (bread wheat) is the source of this 760-nucleotide messenger RNA. RefSeq lists its product as uncharacterized. The transcript has a single exon. Bases 274 to 645 code for a protein of 123 amino acids. The record is from RefSeq and is a predicted model, not a curated record. NCBI's taxonomy places the organism in Eukaryota, Viridiplantae, Streptophyta, Magnoliopsida, Poales, Poaceae.